UCCCUCCCUCUCACUCCCCGCACUGAGCGGAUUAUGGGCCGGGGGGAAGGGGCGGAGGGAGAGUGACCGCAGCCAGACCGGCUUGGGAGGGGAAUCGGGGAGCGGAGAGGAAGAGGAGGGACGGAGACUGCGGGGGGAACAGACACAGACUCUCCCCGGGAGGAAUCUGGCUGCUGAUUUCUGCUGACUUCCUUCCUUCUGGAACAACAAGCCAAGAGGAAAACUCAGUGACGAGAGGGACACGCAGUCGAGUACGGGAGGAGGCAGAAGAGGGACACGGAGGAGAGAGAGGCUUAAAUAGUGUUAGAGAGAAAGGCUCUCGCACUGUGCCCCGGGGGGGUAUAUAUACACGCACAGUGCACGGGAGGAGGAGAAAGUGAAACUGGCCAUGCACGAGAGAAAGUGAUGCUGGCACCAGUCAGAAUUGCACGUACAGAGGGCACAAGUGUGAGAGUGUAAAUAUCACACAGGUUGGACAGUUCUCACAAGUGGUGCCAUGGAUAAGGGGCACGAGUAAGAGUUUAACGGACACAGAAGAAAAAGUGGCAUUUGGAACUCCAGAGAGCACAGAAAGGAGACUGCACGGGCACAAGUGAGGAAGAUAAGUGCCCCGACUGCUGACGUAUAAAAUGGCCGCCAAGGACUACGACCAUCUUUUUAAACUGCUUCUCAUUGGAGACUCUGGUGUUGGAAAAAGCAGCCUCUUGCUGAGAUUCUCCGAUAACUCCUUCUCUGGAAGUUACAUCACAACCAUUGGGGUCGACUUCAAGAUCCGGACUCUGGUUCUGGACGGAGAGCGAGUGAAGCUGCAGAUCUGGGACACGGCCGGACAGGAGCGAUUUAGGACAAUCACCUCCACGUAUUACAGGAACACCCACGGCGUUAUUGUGGUUUAUGAUGUCACCAGCCCAGAAUCCUUUGUGAAUGUGAAGCGAUGGCUGCACGAGAUCACCCAGAAUUGCGACUCCGUCUGCACCGUACUGGUCGGUAACAAAGACGACGAUCCGUCCCGGAAACGCGUGGAAGCCGCCGACGCCAAGAGGUUUGCCGAUCAGAUGGGAGUCAGAAUGUUUGAGACGAGUGCAAAAGAGAACCGCAACGUGGAGGAGAUGUUCCUUUCUGUGACCCGUAUGGUCCUGCGCAUGAAGAAAGACAACCAGGCCAGGCUGAAUCCCAGCGAGGUGGUCACCAUCACCAAGACUAAGAAGAAACCGCACGUCAAGAGAUGCUGCUGACUCCGCCCCUUGGAUGUGUCAGGGCACCUUCUACUAAAUUAACUGGAAAUGGACUAUGGGAGUUUGGGGGGGAAGGGAUGACUAGUAGGAAGGGCUGCUGUGCAAGCUGGAUCGUACCACUGUUUGGGGGACACAUGAUAGCUGAAAGGGGUGUUUUGUUGUGCAACAUGGCUGUGUAUGUGAGUCUUGAUCUAAGUUCCAUUCAGCCAUAGCAGGGGGGCUACUGUACUUGGUAGACAUAUCGUGGCAGCUCUACGGAGUCAGAACUGGAAUAAGAACUGUUCCGUAAAACGGGCUGGAGGUUAAGGGAAAAGCCAUAAGUGUGGGCCAACCACAAAACUGGCAGCUCAGUGCCAUCGAGCAAACGUAUCAUCCACUACGGUGGCCUUCCUGUCCCCACACUGAGAAGCUGUAGGCUUGUUCCCAGUACUAGUAGGGUCAUCUGCUGAGCAAUGGAUUGAACAGGAAUAGAAGAGAUGAGGGCACCACAAAGUAAGGAGAAGUUUGGAAUCUGUAAGACCACUAGGGAGUGCUGCAGUGCAGGGUGGAUGUACAGGCAGAGUAUGUGAGAAGAAGAGCAGGGUAGUUUAGGUACAGUAGUUGCAGGUGAGACCACUGAAUCAUUUGCCCCACAGUGUUACUUAGGUAUGUUUAAUAACUGACGGCAGCAGCCAUAUUUAAUGUGGUUGGGGUGGCCAUCUUUAAUGCAUUCCCUCUCUCCAUCUUAUAAAAGCCUCUCACUACUGUAUAUCUAUAUAUUUAUGUAUUCCCUUUCUCCCGAGCUGUACAUGAAUUUAAAGCUUAUUUUUGCAUUUAACUGGAUAUUAACUUGGAGAUUAUAAACUGGACUUUUUUCUAC
This is a messenger RNA of Xenopus tropicalis (tropical clawed frog), 2094 nucleotides long. RefSeq names its product RAB35, member RAS oncogene family like (gene rab35l). The record is from RefSeq and is a predicted model, not a curated record. Gene Ontology annotation, cellular component: clathrin-coated vesicle; endosome; plasma membrane. NCBI's taxonomy places the organism in Eukaryota, Metazoa, Chordata, Amphibia, Anura, Pipidae. Gene Ontology annotation, molecular function: GTPase activity; GTP binding; G protein activity. The coding region runs from base 630 to 1235 and encodes 201 amino acids. The transcript is spliced from 7 exons.